Penicillium bovifimosum is the source of this 855-nucleotide messenger RNA. RefSeq names its product Voldacs domain-containing protein. The record is from RefSeq and is a predicted model, not a curated record. Lineage: Eukaryota; Fungi; Ascomycota; Eurotiomycetes; Eurotiales; Aspergillaceae. The coding region runs from base 1 to 855 and encodes 284 amino acids. Gene Ontology annotation, biological process: mRNA cis splicing, via spliceosome. Gene Ontology annotation, cellular component: spliceosomal complex; cytosol. The transcript has 2 exons.
AUGGAGGUCCUCAGCAACUCUCCCGAAGCCUCAUCCUUCGUGCCACUGGCCGAACACCAGUCGCGCACCCCAAGCUCCUUCUACUCCGGCCCCCCAGUUCUGUACCACCACAGCCAGCGCUGCAAAAUCGUCAUUCUUGAGCGCGAACUCCUCGCCAACCUAGCGCUAAACGCCCUACGUGGCGAUAAUGCCGUCAAUAGCGCCACCAGCGAGGGCCAGCCGGACGAUGAGAAAGAAGUCGCAAUCGCAGACGUAGACACAUGGGUGACAUCCGAAAAAUUCCACCUCUUCUCCCCAUCCACUUCAAAAGGCGUCUCAAUCCCCUACCCAUCAAUCUCCCUGCACGCCCUCCAACGCCUCCGCGUCCCAGGCACCGACGCCGAAGUCCAGGGCCUGUACAUGCAAGUCGCGACACCGAGCGCGCCCACAGAAGACGACGAAGAAGAGGAAUGCGUCGCGUUCACAGUCGUGCUGCCCGGCGACGCCACAGCACAGGACUCAGAGACGGAAGAGACGCCGACGCAGCAGCUCUACGGUGCUGUUUCUGCGUGCUCAUAUCUACACCCUGAUCCGGUCGAGGAUGACUCCGAUGACGAGGAUGGGACUAAGUUUAUUACGGCGGAGGAGCACGAGGGUGUCUUCCAGCUUGGUGGGAAUGGAGAUCUGCCGCCGCCGGUUGAUGGGAGCUCGGGGUGGAUUACGGCGGAGAAUAUGGAUCAGUUUUUUGAUAAGGAUGGGAAUUGGAUUGCUGGGGGUGAGCCGCCUUCUUUCCCACUUGGACCUGGGGCUGGGACUGUUAGGGCUAGGGAGGAGGAGGAUGGGGAGGAUGAGACUAAGUGGCGGAAGACUGAUUAG